This is a messenger RNA of Ustilago hordei, 1149 nucleotides long. RefSeq lists its product as uncharacterized. The transcript has a single exon. Lineage: Eukaryota; Fungi; Basidiomycota; Ustilaginomycetes; Ustilaginales; Ustilaginaceae. The record is from RefSeq and is a predicted model, not a curated record. Bases 1 to 1149 code for a protein of 382 amino acids.
AUGGCCAUCACACUACAGACAGUGCUGCCGCAGAAGGUUCUGCCCACAGCACCCAGCCCUGACUCGGCUUCACCCAACCCAGGCGUGCGUUCCACCAUCACACAGUUCAUCCCGGCCUCUCCCGAUGCCAGUCUAGAUGCCGACUCCGCUACCACACCCACCGGCCAGUCAAUUGCAAAUGGGUCCACCCUCUCGAAUGCAACUAGCUUGAAUCGCACUCGUGCAAUGAGCAGCAGCUCGCAGGCCACCAUUGAUGAGAGUAGUACGACCGAUGGGCUUCGAAGCCCUGGUAUAGGGCCGCUGGCUGGCCGCAAAUCGAUGUCGGCCGGGGCAGGGUCAAGAAGAGGUAUCGCACACAGCAGCCGUGUACUCGGUGUGGACAAGAACAAGGAGGAUACCUUUGCUCUGUCACAGCUGACGAACGGCAAAGUCGAUGUCUCCUUCGAGGGCUCUCUCAACGGUCAACCUCCUCUGUCGCCUUCAAGGGGCAAAGGCAAGGGUCGAGCACGCGAUGUCGAAGAUGGCGACAAGGAUGCAGUAGCGCUGUUCGACGUUGAUCUAGAAUCAGGACAGUCAUCGGCAUCAGGCACAAAUCGCUCAUUCCGCGCCGGUAGGCUGUUGCAGCUUGGAGCACAGUCUAUGCCUUGGAAAAAGUCCAGGGCGACACUAGCACAACCGGAUCUCAACAACGCAACAGAAUCCUCAUCGACGGGCCCAACCAUAGCAUCCAGAAUCGCACCUGCAACAGACUCGAGGAAUGACUUGCUCGACUUCUGUCGCCCUCAUAAAGGCCUCGACGAGGAGAAUCCAGACUACAGUGCGGAUGCAAAGCUGGACGAGGAUGACGACUAUCGCGGAGGGCUUGGCGCUCUUGACGACGAUCGAGAGCAGCUUCUCUAUGCAGGCGCUGACGGUGAAGAGAGACCAGGCUAUUUUGCUCCAGGUGAUAGGAGCUUUGCGUACAAUUCGUUGCAAGGUCACGCUGGCAUGGGCGGGUAUGGUGGCGCGGUAGGGUUUGAGGCAGUGACAUGGAGAGAAGGCGGAUGGAUGAUGCUCAGCAGCGCGCUGGUGGCCGUGUUAGUGAUGGUGGCUAUUUUGAUCAGUGUCGAUGUGAUCGAUUGGCCUGGCGACGGGAUCGGUUCAAAUUGA